UUCAGGACCAGCUAAAGACACAGAAACAUUGGAACCCAAAGCUGAUGCCAUCUCAAGCAUGCCUCAAUACACAUGGGAUGAUUGUGCUUAUGAAGUUUUAAAACAAUUGAAUUUACUUGAGUAUCAUAACAGAACACUUUCACUACAGAAUGUUGUAGCAGUUAGUUCUAAAUCCCUGGAAGGAUGUGCACCUAAGUCAUUAGAAGAUCUUCCAUGGUAUUUUCUUUAUAAAGUAAUGAGGUCUGAUUCUAAUGCAGUCAAUAUAAAAUGUAGUUCUGAUGUUCUGCAGUCUGACAAUUCAGAUUCCGAAUCUGACACAGAUGAUGAUAUUAUGACUGGUACCCAUCCAUCAGUUACCUGGAUCCAUCCAUUAGAUUUAAUAGUCUCAGUGUUUCUCUGUUCAAAUCCUUUGUUACAAACGGAGCUCAUGGUAAAAAUGUCUGCAUGUCAGUUUGCAUUACCACUCUUACUACCCAAGUGGAAUAACAGUUGUACCUUCCUUCUGUGGGCAAUCCGUUCAAUUAUAAAGAAGUGGCGCCCCAAAGACACAGAAAACAAUACAUUUCUGGAAGAAAAUAUAGUUUCAUCGUGUAUUCCAGUUUUUUCAUUUUUAAGAGUAGGUAACAUCAGUGUGCCAAAAUCAAAAACAUUGAAUGACAUCCUUAGCAACAAACAGCAAUACCAGAAUAUCUUUAUCCAUCAUCAGAUGGAUUGUGCAAAUUUACAUCGGAAAAUUUCCAAUGGUCUUGGAGAGAUCACUUGGUACCUGCCAUAUGGCUCUGAAGACAUUGAUGUUUUUACACAGCCAUUUCAGAUAAUUAAUCUCAGAGGUGAUGGCUACUCAUUUCCUGCACAAGUACAAUUUUUAACAUUAAUAUCAUCAGCUGUCUUUCUGUUCCUUGAUGGUAUUACAGAAAAAAAACUUCAGUACCUAGAAAGCUUUACAAAAACCCACACACAGAUCUAUCUUAUAUUAACCUCAAAUUUUAAAUCACGAGGUGCAGAAAAAGAUUUACUAAAGUCAUUUACACAAAAGUUGAAGUUGAGCAAAAGACAUGUUAUCAUGAAGAGCUCAGAUAUAAAUGACUCUGACUUUACAAGAACACUUCGUUCUAAACUGCAGGCUGCUGUUGAUGGAUGUAAAGAUACAAAAGUACAAUGUUUAGAGGAGAUGGUUUCCACAGCACACCAGUGCAGCAUUGAAGUGGAUGAGGAUGAUGAACAAAUUAAAUGCACAAAGCACAUCUCUGAGCAGAUUAUUAGUCUAAUCAACAGUGAUGAUAUAGCACAAUUCAAGUGCCAGAAUUUUGCCUUUCAAGGUGAAACUUUCAAGAAAUUGUCAGAAAUUGAAAAGAAACAAAGUCGCCCCAAAAUAUGCCCACAGGAUUUGGAACUGUAUAUUUCUAGCCUUAACAAAGAAAAAAGACAAUUAAAACAGGAACUAUUAAAAAAUUGACUUCCAAAGGUUAUAAAAAGCUUUAUUCAUGAACUGACUCAUUUUUCUGGGGUUGAAAGAGAGCUUUUUCUUUGGUGGAUGAAGCAAAAGUUAGACUCCAAGUCUCAAACCAAAAUGUCUGCUUUAAGAUCGCAGUACAGAAAUGCAUAUGAAGAACUAAGCAAAACAAAAAUGCUAGAAGAAAGACAACAAAAACAGAAUGAACUCAAAAAUAUUAAUAAUAAACUCAGUACAUGCUCACUGGGGUUAGAGCAUUUCAUGCGUGAAUUGGGACAUAUUUAUGAAACUCUCAUAACUGAAAAGAUUAAAUCAUUUGAAGGAAUUCCCCAGAUUGACACAUUGCCUUCUGUAGCUGCAGAAUUAAUGUUAGAUGGUUUACCACUGGAACUUCUUAAUGGAGAUGCUGGGACCAUACCAGUAAACUGGAUUUCAGCAGUUCUAAAAAACAUUUCUAAGUCUGUGGCAGAAAAACAAAAACGCAUGUUUGUGCUCACAGUGUUGGGUGUACAAAGCACAGGAAAAUCAACGUUGCUAAACACGAUGUUUGGGCUGCAGUUUGCUGUCAGCAGUGGGAGGUGCACAAGAGGUGCAUUUAUGCAGCUGAUUGCAAUCACUGGCGACUUAAAAUCAGAGGUGGGUUAUGAUUUCCUAAUGGUUAUUGACACUGAAGGAUUAAAAGCUCCCGAAUUACUGAAUGUAGCUGAUAGUUAUGAACAUGACAAUGAAUUGGCAACACUUGUGAUUGGAUUAAGUGAUAUGACCUUAAUAAAUAUGUCCAUGGAACAUUCUGCAGAAAUGAAGGACGUACUGCAAAUUGUUCUGCAUGCCUUUAUCAGAAUGAGUGAAGUUGGAAUGAAGCCAUUUUGUGUCUUUGUCCAUCAGAAUACCGGUGACAUUGCUGCUCACGAUAAAAACCUGAUUGGUCACAAGCUGCUUAUAGACCAGUUAGAUGAGAUUACAAGAAUUGCAGCAAAAAUGGAAAAACGUGCUGACAAAUUUAAAAAAUUUUCUGAUAUUAUAGCAUUUGAACCUAGCACUUCCAAAGGAUACAUUGCAAGUCUGUGGCAUGGUUGUGGCCCCAUGGCAUCCGUUAGUACAGGAUAUAGUGCAAGUGUAUUUGAGCUUAAGAAGUUCAUAUUUAACACUAUCCAAACCUGUAAUAUGUACAAGUCAACAUUUUCUGACUUCUGUAAAAUGACUGAAAACAUAUGGAAUGCAGUAAAAAUGGAAAAUUUUUUAUUUAGCUUUAAAAACAGCUUGGUAGCAGAAGCCUACCAUCACCUUACACUAGCGUAUGCUGAAUGGGACUGGGAAAUGAGAAGGACUGUGCAGGAGUGGACAAUUCAAGCUGAAAAUAGAAUUGAAUCAUCUGAAACUGACAUUUGCAGAUCACUGAACACAGAACUCCAUACGCUGAUCGAAGAAAGAAAAGAUGUUGCACUUGGACAUCUGAAAAAGUAUUUUGCAGAUCACUAUGAAAAGGCGAAGCUCCUUGAGGAAUAUAGAGAAAAGUUUAUUAAAAGUAUUGAUUCUCUUAGUAAAGAGCUCUUAGAUUGUGCCAGAGGAAAAUGUCGGGAUACAAAACAAAGAAAAAAAUGCCUUGAAGGAAAUUAGUGUCUUAAUCAAAAUAUCAAAGAGAGACUUGAAAAAUGCAUUUCUAAACUUUUGGAAGAUUGCAAAAGAAACACAAGUACAUUAAAUGAUGAGCAGCUGUUACAACAUUUUAAUGAAAUGUGGGUAAAAGAAACUGCAUCUAUUCAACUUCCUCCACCCAAAGAUAUCAACAUAAAGGCAGAUAUGGAAAACAGUCUUAGGGAAAACAUGUCUGCUUGGGCACCUCUUGUAAAUAAAAAACUGAAACAAGACACAUCCACACGGAAGUGGAUUGGUGACCUUAAAUACAAAAUGGUAAGUGGGUUCAGUAAGUGUCUUAAUUAUGUUUCAAACCCAUCUGAUGCAGAAGAAGGCAAAAAGAAAGCUGACCUCAUACUGAAGAACUGCAUGGGGUUUGUUUGUGAAAUUGUAAAGAAAGAUACAGAUUAUGACCCCACUUACUGGUUUACAGUUUUACAUAAUGUGGAUAAAAAUAUAAAACAUCAUGAAACGGAAGGAUUUUCAUAUUCAAAUGAUUUUAUUGUGGAUCUGAAGUAUAAUAUAUGCUGUUUUGCAGUCCCUAAGUUUGAGAACAUGCAUAAAGCAUUUACUGAAAACAAUGACCCCGUGAAGCUACUUGCUAAAGAGAAAAAUAACUAUGUUCAACUGUUUAGGGCAUUGUAUAAAGCUACUGAUGCAAGUCAAACAAUGGCUGGAAUUUUUGCUAAAAGCUCCCUGAAACCUGCAAUUAUCACAGCAAUUGAGAAAAAACUAGGGCCUGAUGUUGUUAAUGACAUGAAAAACAACUAUCCUGGGGGGGAAUUUAAAACUAGAAUGAACUUUCAUGUAGCAAUUAUGUGUGACUUGCACAUUAAAGACAUAUUCGAGGAGUAUUUAAAGUAUAUUUGUGAUACUGUUUCAUAUGAGCGGGACUGGCUGCGUGAAAAAAUAAAUCAGCAUUGUGAAAAACAAUCCAGUGGUCACACUAGGCUGUUUGAUUUGGGCACAGAGAUUUUGCAUGAGUUAGUACACCUUCUGAGAAAAGAAAUAGCUCAUGCAAAAGUUAACUGCAAAACAGUGCAGGAAUUAUUCAAGAAUGUGAAGGAAAGAGUUCAAAAGGAUUUAGUUAUAACAUCAAAAGCAGAUACAUUUGCAUCUCAGACUAAUCUGCAGUGUUUUAUUAAAUACUUAAAGAGUGAUAUUGAUGACAUUGAAAAAGGCAUAGAAAAGGAAAUUGAAGAAUGGACAGCUGAUACAAAAAUAGAGUCACUGCCAUCAUCACCCACCAAACUGCUACAUGAAACAUUAGCGGGAUGUGGAAAUUACUGCUUCUGGUGUAGGGCCCCUUGUGAGUGCACUGAGCCUGGUCAUGAGACACACAGUACUAACUAUCAUAGACCAUGGGGGGUUACUGGUUAUAGGAAUGAAACUACACAGAAGUUAACAGCUGAAAUCUGUACAACACUUGUUGCAGGUGAUGGUACAUUUCGGAACAAAAGCACUAAGAAUGAAUAUUUUCUUGACAAGGAAUAUAAAUCUGUUAAUGAUUACUACAGGUCCUGGAUUAUCAUACCAGACACAAGUAUGAUGGGAUCUACUUACUGGAAAGCUGUAUUCUAUAAAUAUAACAAACAGUUUGCUGACCACUACAAAUGCCUACCUGGUGAAAUUCCAUCUGAAUGGGAUUUUAAAUGGGAAGAUGUGUGCAGAGAUAUUGAGAAUGCCUAUAAUAUAAAUAUAGACAGUUUACAGGCUAAUAAUAAUCAUGAAACUAGGACUUAAAGAAACGCUUAAGUAGAGUUGUGUGCUGUAUAAGACAGUUGUGAUAACUUGUUGGCAUUUAUGAAUAUAAAAUCAUUUGUACUUGUACAUUGAGUUAUAAAGAACAAGUUUUAUUCGUUAUUUUGGCUCUGUUUUAUACAUUAGUAUAACAGAACCUGUAAACUUGUUCAUCAUUUUGUAGGAAUUUGAACUGUGCAUAGAACAUUUGACAGUACAUUCAGAAUGUGCUGGUUUUGAAAACUAUUUUGAUUAAGAUGAACAUAGUACAUGUACUGAGAUAAACCAGAAACUGUUUCAGUCAGUAACUCUUAAUAUUGGUUAUAACGAUUAUUGCUACAGUAUUCAUAAUGCCUGAUAAUUAGAUGAAGGCAGAUGUCUGUCUUUGCAAAGUGCAUUGUUUAAUUUUUUAUUUCAAAUAAAGAAUUUUAUUAUUCAGGUUAUUCAGUUUUAAAAGCUUGUGGAUGAUGAUUUAUUUUUAACGUACAUGUACAUCUACUGUGAGGGUAUACUAGUAAUUGCUAGUUUCAGCCUUUUGCAGAAUUACUGUUCAAGCUAUUGCUAACUUUCAGAACUUAAGAUGUCUGCGGAGUGCAGCUGGCUACCGACGCCAAAGACAUCAGCAGAAUAUGCAGAGUGGAGCUGGUCUCCUACCCAUGCUGAUGACAUCAGUAGAAUAUGCAGAGUGGAGCUGGUCUCCUCCCCAUGCUGAUGACAUCAGUAGAAUAUGCAGAGUGGAGCUGGUCUCCUACCCAUGCUGAAUGGCACACACCAUCUUUAGAUCUUUUUACCACA
Protopterus annectens (West African lungfish) is the source of this 5623-nucleotide messenger RNA. RefSeq names its product up-regulator of cell proliferation-like. Gene Ontology annotation, molecular function: GTP binding. The record is from RefSeq and is a predicted model, not a curated record. Lineage: Eukaryota; Metazoa; Chordata; Ceratodontiformes; Protopteridae.